CCAACCUCCACUCUCUUUGCAUUAAGAAACACACAGCACAGCUUGUUGAGAGAAAGAGUCAGCCAUUUGUGAGAGAUGGAGAGCUUGAGUUUCCCAGUCAUUAACUUAGAGAAACUAAAUGGUGAGGAGAGAGCUGCCACCAUGGAGAAGAUUAAAGAUGCUUGUGAGAACUGGGGCUUCUUUGAGUUGGUGAACCAUGGGAUACCCAUUGAGGAACUUGACACUCUGGAGAGGAAGACAAAAGAGCACUACAGAAAAUGUAUGGAACAAAGGUUCAAGGAACUUGUGGCUAGUAAAGCUUUGGAAGGUGUUCAAACUGAGAUCAAAGAUAUGGACUGGGAGAGCACCUUCUAUGUUCGCCAUCUCCCUCAGACAAACUUAAAUGAACUCCCAGAUCUCGAUGAUGAAUACAGGAAGGUGAUGAAGGAAUUUGCAUCAAAAUUGGAGAAACUAGCAGAGGAACUGCUGGACUUGUUAUGUGAGAACCUUGGAUUGGAGAAAGGUUACCUGAAGAAGACCUUCUAUGGCUCAAAGGGGCCAACUUUUGGCACCAAGGUUAGCAACUACCCACCAUGUCCACAACCCGAUUUGAUCAAGGGCCUCCGAGCCCACACCGACGCCGGUGGCAUCAUCUUACUCUUCCAGGAUGAUAAGGUGAGCGGCCUCCAGCUUCUGAAAGAUGGGCAGUGGAUUGAUGUGCCCCCAAUGCGCCACUCCAUUGUGGUUAACCUUGGUGACCAGCUUGAGGUUAUCACCAAUGGCAAAUACAAGAGUGUGGAGCACCGAGUAGUUGCUCAAAGAGAUGGCAACGGCCGCAUGUCAAUAGCUUCAUUCUACAACCCUGGCAGUGAUGCAGUUAUCUAUCCAGCACCACCAUUGUUGGAAAAAGAAGCAGAGGAGAAGAAACAAGUGUACCCAAAAUUUGUUUUUGAAGACUACAUGAAGCUGUAUGCCGGCUUGAAGUUCCAGGCAAAAGAACCCAGGUUUGAAGCCAUGAAAGCUGUUGAAACCACUGUUAAUCUGGGCCCAAUUGCCACUGCUUAAUUAAGAAAAUGUAAUUUACUGCUUAAUUUUUGUGUGUUGAUGUCGUGUGAAGCUUGGUUAUGAAGAAGUCAAAGCUUACUGCAGUAUCCAUAUCAUUACUAUUAAUAAUUUGUAGACAGCAACAGAUGUAACAUUAUUUUAUAAUAAUAUUAAUAGACCUUGUCUCCCCCUCAUUAUUUUA
Mangifera indica (mango) is the source of this 1225-nucleotide messenger RNA. RefSeq names its product 1-aminocyclopropane-1-carboxylate oxidase. Lineage: Eukaryota; Viridiplantae; Streptophyta; Magnoliopsida; Sapindales; Anacardiaceae. The transcript has 3 exons. Bases 76 to 1044 code for a protein of 322 amino acids. The record is from RefSeq and is a predicted model, not a curated record.